Suillus fuscotomentosus is the source of this 716-nucleotide messenger RNA. RefSeq lists its product as uncharacterized. The transcript has 3 exons. Bases 99 to 419 code for a protein of 106 amino acids. The record is from RefSeq and is a predicted model, not a curated record. Lineage: Eukaryota; Fungi; Basidiomycota; Agaricomycetes; Boletales; Suillaceae.
ACAGACCAAACGCUUCCAGACCACGUUUGGAGACGUCACCCCACCCAAAGAACGUGAACGAUCGUAAUACUGGCCGAGGCCCCCGGAAGCUCCCUAUAAUGUUCGGCCAAAAUUUUGCGUUUUCCUUGUCCGUUUUUGCCUAUUUGACGCCCUGGGGGGCCAUAAACGAGGAAUUACACGCAAACAUGUAUUGUAGAAAUGACAAGUCCUACUCCGAGUCGAUGCCAUGCCUGCAGUCUCAAAGCUUUGUAAUUUUUGCCUUGUUGAGGUUGACCUGGCGGCACUGGCGAAACGCGACGAAGGUAACUAGCAUAGUACCCGACCGUCAUUUCUCAGGCCGAGGGCGCGAAGCUGAAAUGUGUUGCAGUCUGCUCAUAGGUUUUAGAAUGACUGGGACUGGAGCCCGGGCACGAGAAUAAAGGAUAUUGUUUCAGGCAUUAUAACAGCAUCUCGAUAUCUGAGGUUGCUGUGUUGUCAAAGUCCAGCGCCUUUGUGUGGUGUGCGUAGACGAAACACGCUGUGUCAGUCUACAAGUGUACAUUCUGGCGCCACGGUCAACUUUCUUUCUGAAAUAAGGCAAAUUUGCUCUGCUGCCAAUUCUGGCGCUGUGAACUGCCGAACAAAAAGUUGAGCACUUUUUGGGGGAGUUCUUAAUUAUGUGGAAGGAGAUAGUACUCGAGUUGAAUUUAGCCAUGGCGAGACGAUCUCAAUGAUCA